This is a messenger RNA of Ustilaginoidea virens, 1518 nucleotides long. RefSeq lists its product as uncharacterized. Bases 1 to 1518 code for a protein of 505 amino acids. Gene Ontology annotation, molecular function: kynureninase activity; pyridoxal phosphate binding. The transcript is spliced from 2 exons. Gene Ontology annotation, biological process: NAD+ biosynthetic process. The record is from RefSeq and is a predicted model, not a curated record. NCBI's taxonomy places the organism in Eukaryota, Fungi, Ascomycota, Sordariomycetes, Hypocreales, Clavicipitaceae. Gene Ontology annotation, cellular component: cytoplasm.
AUGCAGAUCCAGUUCCAGGCGUUUGUCGACCGGCUGCGCAGCGGCGCCAGCCCCGAGUUCCCCGCGGAUGCCGCCGCCCUGGCCUUUGCGCAGGAGCUGGAUUCCCAAGACGCGCUGAGGCACCUGAGGGACGAGUUUGUUCUUCCCUCGAGAGACUCGCUGAGGAAAAAGGCCCUGGAUGGCCGUGUUCCAGGCCAGGCCACGCUCGACGACGGCGCCAGUGGCACGGCAAGCCACCAGCAGCAGCAGCAGCAGCCGUCGGCAGCAGCAGCAUCGGCCCCGUGCCUCUACUUCGCGGGCAACUCGCUGGGCGCCCAGCCCCGGGCCGUCCGCGACUACGUCAACGCCCAGCUCGAGACGUGGGCGUCCAUCGGCGUCAACGGCCACUUCACCAGCUGGCCAAACUCGCCGCUGACCCAGUGGCAGGACAUGGCCGAGCAGUGCGCCCGGCAGUCGUGCGACCUGCUCGGCGCCUCCGCCCACGAGAUUGUCAUCAUGAACUCCCUCACCGUCAACCUGCACCUCAUGAUGGCCAGCUUCUACCGGCCCGCCGGCCGCCGCCACAAGGUCAUCCUCGAGUGGAAGCCCUUCCCCAGCGACCACUACGCCAUCGAGAGCCACGUUGCCUGGCACGGGCUGGAUCCCGCCCGCAGCAUGGUCAAGCUGGAGCCCGACGCCGGCGGCCUCAUCCCCACCGACAGCAUCCUCCGCUCCAUUGACGAGCACGCCGACGAGACGGCCCUGCUGCUGCUGCCCGGCAUCCAGUACUACUCGGGCCAGCUGUUCGACAUGGCCCGCAUCACCGCCCACGCCCGCCGCCGCGGCAUCACCGUCGGCUGGGACCUCGCCCACGCCGCCGGCAACGUCGAGCUCCGCCUGCACGACUGGGACGUCGACUUUGCCUGCUGGUGCACCUACAAGUACAUCAACGCCGGGCCCGGCGCCAUCGCCGGCGCCUUCGUCCACGAGCGCCACGGCUCCGUCGCCUGGCCCCGCGGGCCGUCGGGCGCGCCGUCCUACCACCCCCGCCUGGCCGGCUGGUACGGCGGCGACAAGCGCGUCCGCUUCAACAUGGACAACGACUUCGUGCCCACCCCCGGCGCCGCCGGCUACCAGCUCUCGAACCCGUCCGCCAUGGACCUCGCAGCCCUGUCCGGCGCCCUCUCCGUCUUCAACAAGACGUCGAUGCGGAGCCUGCGCUCCAAGGCCCUCGUCCUCACCGCCUACGCCGAGUUCCUGCUCGACCGGAUGCUCGACGAGACCCGGGGAGACGCCACGCCGCUCUUCACCAUCAUCACGCCCAGGGAUCCCCUGCAGCGCGGCACGCAGCUGAGCGUCCUGCUGCGCGACGGGCUGCUGGACAGCGUCUCGCACGCCCUCGAGGAAAACGGCGCCAUCUGCGACAAGCGCAAGCCCAACGUCAUCCGCGUGGCCCCUGUUCCCUUGUACACGCGCUUCGAGGACGUGUGGGAGUACAUGCAGAUUCUGAGACGAGCCUUGGGACUGAAAACGACCUAG